Molecule: messenger RNA, 912 nt
Organism: Vigna radiata var. radiata (mung bean)
Lineage: Eukaryota; Viridiplantae; Streptophyta; Magnoliopsida; Fabales; Fabaceae
Product: transcription factor MYB106-like
Exons: 3
Coding region: 1-912 (303 amino acids)
Source: RefSeq, a predicted model, not a curated record
AUGGGAAGGAUGCCAUGCUGUGAGAAGGUAGGGUUGAAGAAAGGACCAUGGACUCCAGAUGAAGACAAGAAGCUCCUCGACUACGUUCGAAAGCAUGGUCAUGGAAUUUGGCGUUCAGUGCCUGCCAAAGCGGGUCUUGAAAGAUGUGGAAAGAGUUGCAGAUUGAGGUGGAUUAACUAUCUCAAACCUGAUAUCAAAAGAGGAAACUUCAGCGCGGAGGAAGAACAUACCAUUAUUCAACUUCAUGCUCUUCUUGGAAACAAAUGGUCAAUCAUAGCAGCUCACCUGCCCCAAAGAACAGACAAUGAGAUCAAGAACUACUGGAAUUCCAACAUCAAGAAAAGACUCAUCAGAAUGGGCUUGGAUCCUAUUACCCACAAAACAAUAAAAAAGAACACGUUUGAAACCAGUGAUGUAUGCUAUGACAACCCAAAGGACACCAUCAAUGUUUGCCACGUGGCUCAAUGGGAGAGUGCUCGACAUGAAGCUGAAGUCAGAGGAUCUAUGGUGCAAGCUGGAUCGGGAUCCUCGUAUUUCUCUGGGCUAAUUCUAAGCAAAAUUCCAACUCAACCUUGUCUUUCAUCACAUUCAUUGUCAACCGAAAACAGCACAGCGUAUAAUAUGUAUGCCCUCGUGCUUGCCACAAAUCAUGAUUUUCGGUUACCUGUAUCCACUUCGAGCAUUCCCACGCUUCCUGCAGUUUCUAAUAUUCCACAAAUCACCAACACAGAAAGUUUAGUUUCAUACAAGGUUGAUAAUAAUGACAUGGGAGCUAGUAGCCAAAGUGAAACAGAAAUUGAAGGUUGUGUAUCAAACUUACAAGACGAUGACAUUAUGGUGGCUGUGGAAGCAUUUAGAAGAACAAGGUCUGAGAGUAUGAAAGAGCUGUUUAAUGAAUCCACUUCCAUGUAG